AUGAAACCGCCGUCUCAGCCCGUUAAGACAAAAGGUGCUCCGAAGAAAGUGAAGUCUACCCCAAAUAACAACUCGACAACACGGUCUCCUUCAUAUUGUGAGCACGUCGACAAACUCUUUCCCGACUCACCUACUCUAAAAUCGCAAAAAUCUCAAAAGAGUUCAAACAAGGGAGCUCGCCUAAGCAAACAACCUCCAACACCUAUUUCACUGCAAGUUCCGCAAGUAUCGACUCCGAUUCUGACACCUAUUGUUACAAAAGUUCCGAUUCCAACACAUAUUUCUCCAUCAACUGAAGAGGUACAAAUUGCUCCAAAAAUUCCAUUCAUUAGCGAGAUGCCGGUUUUUAUGCAUAAAUACAUCGACCAGAUCGUCAAUGUGGUGGGGGACGGUAAUUGUGGAUUUCGGGCUGUAUCGGCUUUGCUUGGUAAGGGAGAGGGUGCCGAUGAGCUUGUCCGUCAUGUUCUUAUCGAAGAGUUGGUGAACCAUAAAGACUCGUACACACGAGUAUUUGGAGACGGAACCAAAUUUCAACCGGUCAACGAAGCUCUUGUUCCUUGGGGGGGCGCCUACGCACCGGUUUCGCAUUGGAUGAGAUUUCCGGAAAUAGGACAUCUUAUUUCAUGCGCAUAUGACAUGGUAUGCAUUGAGUUGAAGCGUUAUGGUUUUUUGGAAACCUUUUUUCUACUACGCACCUCCUACAAAUCCAAUUGA
Messenger RNA from Vicia villosa (hairy vetch), 714 nucleotides. RefSeq lists its product as uncharacterized. The transcript has a single exon. The coding region runs from base 1 to 714 and encodes 237 amino acids. NCBI's taxonomy places the organism in Eukaryota, Viridiplantae, Streptophyta, Magnoliopsida, Fabales, Fabaceae. The record is from RefSeq and is a predicted model, not a curated record.